AUGGCUGGUACAGAGGUGAGAAGACGUCGGCCAUCCCCAUCGGAGCCACAGACUUCCGACGAGGCAAAAUUCGACCAGCCUUCUGCCAGCCAAGAGCCAUGCGCAGCAAGAAACUAUGGCCGUUCGAAAAACGCAUACCGACUACCGUGGCCGGUUCGCCAUUUCCCCUACUACUGUUUCUACGGCUUUUGGUUCAUCUUUGGGCUGCUCGUCAUACGGAAAACCAACAAUGCUAUCUCAGCCGUACGUUACGUGAAAGCACACGGACCAUCGGUGGGCGUGGACAUACUGGAGAAUUCAAGGGAAUUCGACGCGUUGGUCCGGAUGUUAGAUCGCGAAUUCAUGCGACCGCCGGCUUUUUUGAUGCUCAACCAGUUUGCGUUGAACAUGACGGACAACUUUCUAUGCAAUACACAGUCGCUCGGCGUACACGAUAGAUUCAUCUUUGUGACAUUAGACACGGUUGCCCGCGACGCGAUGCGGAAACGUUGGCCCAACAUCCGGCAAUUCCACUGGCCAACUCCUUCACUAUAUAAACCAUUUUCCUUCGCUGAGGGCCCAUAUCAGAUGAUCUACCUGCUGAGGGCGAAUCUUGCUAUUUCCCUGAUUCGGCGUGGGAAAAGCUUCUGGAUGAUGCAACAGGACACAUUUUGGCGCAAGAAUCUGUUUGACUUGAACUACGAGGAUGACCUCAGCUACGACGCGAUUUUCGAUCAGAUCGGCAUCGAUGAGACAUCGGAACGGGCCGAAUGGGUCAACGGCGCCAACUGGUUCAUCCGGGCCGGUAAUAACACACUCGAAUUCUUUGAGCGCCUCUCUGACAAGCUGGCUCAUUGGUACACGCCGGACAUGGGCAUCAUGAUUCACCAGUGCCACACCUGGGGCAGCGUCAAAUGUGCUUAUAUUCCCCACAAAGUGGCCCACAGUUGGGAAUGGAUGUACACAGAUCAACAGCACCCACCCCACAUCAUCCAACUCGACUGCGAGACGGACGGAGGCAGCAAGCUGAUGCAACUCGGAAAAUUCGGCUUCCACUUCACGAAUAGAGAUGGGACGUGUAACGAGGAAAAGGUAUUAUUGGCGCGGGCUCGGAUGGCAAAUGGUACCGUCUCGGCAGGGUAUCAGCGGGCCACUUUCCCGAGUUGGGGACGCCUUCAGUUCAAGGCGUAUUGGUAUAUUGUCGACUGUAUCAUUUGGACGCCGUACAUCGGACCACUACUGAAGCCGUAUCUCCCACUGGUCGGAUAUAUUCUAAUGAUCACCAUG
This is a messenger RNA of Mesorhabditis spiculigera, 1266 nucleotides long. NCBI's taxonomy places the organism in Eukaryota, Metazoa, Nematoda, Chromadorea, Rhabditida, Rhabditidae. The record is from the annotation of a GenBank genome assembly.